Girardinichthys multiradiatus is the source of this 3932-nucleotide messenger RNA. Its product is annotated as neuronal pentraxin-1-like. The transcript has 5 exons. The record is from RefSeq and is a predicted model, not a curated record. The coding region runs from base 90 to 1361 and encodes 423 amino acids. NCBI's taxonomy places the organism in Eukaryota, Metazoa, Chordata, Actinopteri, Cyprinodontiformes, Goodeidae.
GCAGCAGCUCCGCACAGUCUUUAGUGGACAGCUUCGUGGUGCUGAAACCUCUCUCUAACACCCGUCAGCUUUCAUUUCAGAGCAGGACCAUGGAGGGAUUGUCGUGGAAACUUUUUCUCCUCUCCUGUCUGUUUGCUGCAGAGGGGUCAGCGCAGGACUUUGGACAGACGCAGUUUAUUUGCACGUCAGUUCCCAAAGACGUGGACUUGUGCACCGCGGCGAUGCAGAACAGCGGACCGGCGGAAGACCUGAAGACCACGAUCUUUCAGCUGCGGGAGACCGUGCUGCAGCAGAAGGAGACCAUCGUGAACCAGAAGGAGACAAUCAGGGAGCUAACGUCCAAGCUGAGCCGCUGCGAGAGUCAAAGCCUUCCGGCGGCGGUGGGACCUGGGGGGAGGCGGCCGGGGGGCAAGAACACCAUGGGGGAUGUAUCCCGGGGCACCGCAGACACUCUGGCGCAGCUGGGACAGACUUUACAGACGCUCAAACAGAGACUGGAAAAUCUGGAGCAGUACAGCCGGGGAAAUAACAGCGCGCAGGCGAACAGCAUGAAGGAUCUGCUGCAGAACAAGAUAGAUGAUAUGGAGAAACAGGUUUUAUCUCGGGUCAGCACGCUAGAGGAAAGCAAACCGGGACAGGGGAAUGAGACUGACCAAAGGAACAGAGUGGAGUCCACGCUCACCUCACUGCACCACCGGAUCUCCGACCUGGAGAAAGGCAAAGAGACCAGGCCAGCAGACAGGUUCCAGCUCACCUUUCCCUUAAGAACCAACUACAUGUAUGCCAAAGCCAAGAGGAGUCUUCCUGAAAUGUAUUCCUUCAGUGUGUGUCUGUGGAUCAAAUCUAAUGCCUCACCUGGGGUGGGGACGCCCUUUUCCUAUGCCGUUCCGGGCCAAGCUAACGAGCUUGUGCUGAUCGAGUGGGGUAACAACCCCAUGGAGCUCCUCAUCAAUGACAAGGUUACAAAGCUGCCGUUCCUCAUCAAUGAUGGAAAAUGGCAUCACCUCUGCAUCACAUGGACUACUCGUGACGGGAUGUGGGAGGCCUUCCAGGAUGGAGUGAAGCGGGGCAAUGGAGAGAAUCUGGCACCAUACCACCCUAUCAAACCAGAUGGAGUGUUGGUUCUGGGACAAGAACAGGACACGUUAGGUGGAGGCUUUGAUGCAACGCAGGCCUAUGUUGGUGAACUUGCACACUUACACAUCUGGAACAGGAAACUCUCAGUCACUGAAAUCUCCAACUUGGCGACCUGCAACAGCAAAGCUCCUAUCGGUAACGUCUUCUACUGGACAGAGAGCAACAUUGAAAUAUUUGGCGGAGCCACCAAAUGGACCUUCGAGCCGUGCAGCUCAGUCAACUGAGCCGCAUCUCCUCAUUACAGAAAAAAAAGGCCUCCGUGUAUUUCUGAGCUUUUGUCGUUCCUGUCCUGAUUUGACCUUUGUUUAGAGAGUUAAUUGGUAAGCUUAAAUUUGGGAUUUAUGUCAAUCUUAGGUAUUCCUGUGCAAAAACAACACCUCUCAACUUGAAAAGGGGGAGAAAAAAAAAAGUCAUUCAUUUUGGAAGCCUCUGUGAGAAAUAUUGGUCUCUGCUGUUUUUUUUUUUUUUUUUUUCUUUCUUGGAUGUUCAGUUGAAAGCACACCUAAGCUUUUCGUUCUGGCUUAUUUUUGUCUUGGACUGACAGCUGGCAAUCUGCGCCUUAUGUUUCGACGUUUCACAAUCCAAGUGAGGAAUUUCACAACCUGUCCAAUCUUCCCCCCUCCCUCCCUGUUUCUUUGAAGAGUGGGAGAUUACGUUGUCCGUCCAAGUUUUGUCAGUGUUUGGCGCUGUGAAGUGAUGUCCGAUUCGGUACAGCUCCUAAUGAUGCCCAGCCUCCACCUCGACCCUCCAUCGCUUUAACCUCCCACCCCACCACCCCCCAUCCCUUACAACCCACCCCACCCUCCGGAACUCGCACUGUGACUGAGAAAAAAGAUACUGCAAAGGAUGAAGGACAUUGCAAAAAGUUAGAUCGUGGGUAAAAGUCGAUUUGUAAACAUUGUCCGCUUUGAGUUUUUUCCUGUAAGAAUGUCGUGAACUUGCCAACAUUGCUACGAAGCCUGGGUGCCUUGGGCUGUUACGAAUAUUCAGCACACUUGGUAUGUUUUCAGUUGCAAAUUUAGUGUUUACUAGUUUGUGUUUUUCCUUUCAUUUCCUUAGUUUUUUGAGCUGGGUUAAGUUUUUUGUUCUUCUCUCUCGUUGGUAAAUGUGAUUUAAUUUACAGUUUGUUAUCUGACAUGAUGUGUUUUGGCAGGUGUUUGUACUACUCUGUAUUAGGAAUGUUACAGUGUCUGUAUAGUAACAGCAUGACUGACAGAGUGCUGUGAAAGCAUUGUUGAAAUCUGCUUUACUAUCCUCUCUGGGUCUGGGUUUUUUACUGUAUUGUUAUAUGCUCCAAGCAUGGCAAAACUGACAGAUGAAGAAUUUAAUUUUUGUAAUAAAAUUGUGAUACUAAAUGUCAUAAAGUAUCCCUGGCUUUAUGUGCAUGGAAGAAAAACGAGGCAUUUCCUCCGCAUCAGGUAGUAAAGGGGGAGAGGUGGUAACUCCAAAAGUAGAGAGGGAUUUAUAGAUGGUUAUUAGUGUAGCAGUAGUGUCUCUUGUAAAGGUGAAUACAUAAGCUCUGUUGUUGCUGCUGUAAGGGAUGAUGCCCGCACUAGAGUCAGGGAGGCAGCCAGAAGGGAAAAGUGCUGAAUCAUAUCAGUCUUUCAUCAUGGUAUUGCAGCCAAAACUAGAACUGUUCACACUUAUUGGUAGAAUUUUAACCUUACACUACAUGUUGCCAAACUAGUGUAUUUACAAGCCAAGCAACAUUUUCAAAAUUUUAUUUUUCCAGUUUAUAGAAAUAAAAUUUUCAUUUCAUACAGUGCCUUGCUAUAUUAUGCUUACCCCUUGAAUUUUAAAAUCCAAAUGGGUUAUAUUUGGAUUUACUGUGAUAAAACAACACAAACUUUUAAAUUUGAAGAAAGUUAUACAUUUUCUGGGUUUGUUUCAUUUUACAAAUAAAAAUCUGGAAAGUGUGGUGUGCAGUUGUAUUCAACCCCCUUGGGUUGACUCUUUAUAGAACCAGUUUUCAUUGCAAGUGCAGCCGGAGGUCUUUAGGGAUGGGACUCUCUCAGCUUUGCACUUCUAGAGAUCAUUUACUGAUUCUUCCUUGUAAAUCAGCUCAAGACCAGUCAGACUGGAUGAAGAGCUUCUGGAAGGACAUCAUUUUCAAGCUCCACCAGAGAUUCUCCCUUGGAUUUAGGUCCAGACUUUGACUAGGCCAUUCUAACACAUGCAUAUGCUUUGAUCUGAGCCAUUCAAAUGUAGCUCUGGAUGAAUGUUUAGGACUGUUGUCAUCAGGGAAAGUUUACCUCACUCAAAAUCUCUAGCCUUCUGAGGCAUUUAACAGUUUUUUUUCCAGGUGGCCCUGAAUUAGCUUCAUGCAUGUUCCCAUCAACUCAGACCAGCUUCCCUAUUCCUGCUAAAGAAUAAGAAGAACAACAGCAUGGUGCUUCCACCAUCAAGAUUCUUUGUGGAGAUGAUGUGUUCAGGGUCAUGUGCAGUGUUAAUUUUCCUCAGCACUUAGCAUUUUGUAUGUAGACCAAAAGGAAUAAUUUUGGACUCAUCCGAGCAGAACACAAUCUACCACAUACUGUAUUUGUCAUGGCUUCUGCAUGGCUAGUUACAAACUCCAAAUGGGACUCAAGACCUAAUGCGUUGUUUAGGGUGCGCUACGUGUUUUAGCGGUAGAGCGCAUGCAUCAAAUACUAAGAGUCCCCAAGGCAGCAGUCUGGGGUUCAAUUCCCGAAUCUGGGACCUCUGCUGCAUGUUGUUCUCCCUUCUUUCUCUGGCUAUUUCUUGUUUAUAUACUGUGAAAUAAAGGUCACCAAUGCAAUAAAAAUGAGAUAAAAUGA